GUCUCAGCGCCCUGGACAUGUCUCAGCAGCAGAGAUGGCAGAUCCAGGAGCAGCAGCUGAAGUUACAGAUCGUCCAGUUAGAGACGGCGCUGAAGGCCGACCUCGUUGAUAAAAAUGAAAUCCUGGAUAAGAUUAAAGCUGAGAGAGAUCAAAGUGAGAAACUGACAGAAGAAAACAAAAAACUUCAGAUUCAGUUUCUGGAGCAGAAACAGCAGCUCGACGAGCUCAGCGAGAGACUGAAGUUCUACAGCCGGGAGAACGAGUACGACGUGGCUGAACUCACUGAAGCUCUGCUGCUCAUUAAGACAAGGAGGUCCCAGAAGAAUGGAGACUUGCUGUUCUUGAAGGAGGUGGAGGACGGAGCAAGCAGCGUCCGCAAGCUGCGAGCUGCUCAUGCUGAAACCAUCCAGGAGCUGCAGAAGACCAGAAACAUCCUGAGCAUGGAGACCAAGAUCUGCAAAGACUACAAGGCGGAGCUGGAGGCCGGGAUGAGGAAGAUGGACGCCGACAGAGUCGAGUACGAGCAGAAGCUGGAGCGCCAGGCACAACUGUUGGACACAAGGGCGGCCAAGAUCAAGAAACUGGAAGCUCAGCUUAAAGACAUCGCCUACGGCACCAAACCCUAUGUCUUCAAACUGGACGCCACUGCUGAAGACGAGGCCAAUGAGCUCGAUGAGACUCUUUGCCUCGAGCGUGGCGAGAACCUCUUCGAGCUUCAGAUCGUCGGCGCCGCCCUGUCUUCGCCCGGCCUGGAGGUUCUGGGUGACGGUGACCCAUCCACCUUCUUCACCUACUCCUUCUAUCUGUUUGAGCUGCACUCCACGCCGGUGGUGACGGGUCACAAACCCAAGUACGGGUUUACAUCCAAGUAUGUGGUGAGCAUGGACGACCAUUUCCUGGACUACCUGCACAGAUGCUCAGUCACCGUGGAGCUGCAUCAGGCCAUUGGUCUGGACUGGAGGACUCUGGCUUCAGGUCAGCUUCCACUGCAGCAGCUGCUCGAGCAGGACGGGAAAGUUCACGGGACGAUACCGCUGAUUGGUACGUCUGAAGAGGUCCGCUCCUUCGGCUCGGUGGAUUACUGGUUGCAGUUCAGGAUCCCCAUAAGUGAGACCAUCCGUCUGUUCAAAGAGAAGGUGAAGGCCGCCGGCUACAUCCAGAAGGCUCUGAACCAGGUCGCCCAGGUACCAGCAGCGUUUAUUAAAGCGAAGUUAAUUUCUGUCAGUCUUAUUGACAUCAUACUGACCACAGUACCUCCUGAAACCUCCUUCUGUUCCUCCAUGGUUUCCUCUCAGUUGCCUGGCAGCAGCAGCCUGAACCAGCUCGACAUUGCUGUCCGACGCUGCAGAGACUUGCGGUCCAGAAGCUCCCAGCAGCCGAGCCCCUACGUGGUCUACAAGUUCUCCGACUUCCCGGACUACCCAACUGCCACCAUCCACGACUCCUGCGACCCCCACUUCAACGACCUCAAGUCCUACUCCGUCCCCAUGGAGGCAGACCUGGACCAGUACCUGAAGUCCGAGGUCCUUCAGUUCUACGUGUUUGACGACAAAGAAGAGCAGAUGGACGAGUACGUGGGGAAGGCCCGAGUGCCUCUGCUGCUGCUGGCCCAGGACCAGGAGAUCUCUGGUGUGUUCAAGCUCUCUGACCCUUCUGGACAUCCUGCUGGUCACAUUGAAGUGACGCUGAAGUGGAGGUUCACUUACUGCCCUCCGUCAGGCUCCAUCAUGACUGUAGAAGAGCCCAAACUCAUCCUGAAAGAGGAUGAGAAGAAAGAUGGAGGGACUGAUGAGAUGGUGCAGGAGGAGGAGAAGGGGAAAGAGAAGGAGGAGGAGGCCAGAGACCUUCGUCAUCUGUCCACCUCAGUUCCUGAAGCCUCUGUGUCCAAGGCUCGGCUGCCAAAGCUCAGACAUCAACCUCAGGUGAAGGUGAAGGACGGGCCGGCUGCUAAAAAAGUCACAUUCAUCGACCCGACAGCUGCAGACACACAGCAGGUCGACGAGUCGAGCUCAGCAAAGAAGAGACAAACGUCAUCACCUGUACAGCAUGUUUUAGCUCCAUCGCCUCAGAGAACCACAGAAGAAGAAGAGGAGGAUGAAGAGUCUCACUUCUCUGAAGGUCAGCUGAUGCCGGUCAGCUCUCAGUCUGACGACUCUGAAAUCUCUGAAAUCAUCGAAGACGUCGACGCCUCGGCAGCCAAAGACGAUUGCAGCGAAUCCACUCAGUCUGACAGUGAUGACUGCAUCGUUCAUGGACAGACGGCGGCCAGGAAGCCCUCGGACCGGGUCCGUGUGGAGAUCCAGUCUCUGAGCCUGAGGCCGGGUUCUCGUGUGGCCCGUGACAGCAGCGUGGUUCGUCUGUUUGUGGAGUACUCUCUGCUGGACUUGCCCACCGAGGAGACGCCACUGUCUCUGCCCAAACCGGGCCAGGGCCAGAACAUCAACUACAACUACAGCAAAGUCGUUCCUGUGGAUGCAGAGAAUAACGCAGCGAGGCGGCAGCUGCUGAGGAGAGUGCUGCAGGGACGAAACCCUCAAAUGGAAAGGAUCCGGUUCACUGUGGUCAGCGAGCCUCCGGAGGAAGAGGAGCAGGAGAAAGAGUGUGAGGACGUCGGGGUGGCCUUCAUGAGGAUCAACGAGAUCCUGGAGAGACGACGAGACCUGACCGAGACCAGUCUGGACGUCGUGGAUGUGGAGGACAGCAGUGAGGUGGUCGGCAGUCUGACUGUGUCUGUGGAGGGACUGGACGCUCUGCAGGCCAUCAUGGAGGACCAGGACCUGGACCAGGAGCAGACCCACGUCUCCUCUCUGCUUCCAUCAACAUGAGGCAACAAACUGUAGAACAUGUGAGGCAGAGUGCGUCGGGACUGAGUCCAGAUCUCAGAGUCAUAAAGACCUUCAGGAUCAACGCUGAAGUGGUCGGACUGGUCAGGAUGGUCUCUGAUGGACUCUGGUGGACUCUGAUGGACUCUGAUGGACUCUGGUGGACUCUGGUGGACUCUGAUGGACUCUGGUGGACUCAGGUGGACUCUGAUGGACUCUGGUGGAAGUGAAGUGACUUCUUGUCUCAGUCUGUAAACAAAAUAAAGGUUCAGAUAAUG
Messenger RNA from Larimichthys crocea (large yellow croaker), 3100 nucleotides. RefSeq names its product RPGRIP1 like (gene rpgrip1l). Gene Ontology annotation, biological process: non-motile cilium assembly; retinal rod cell development. The transcript has 16 exons. The coding region runs from base 18 to 2825 and encodes 935 amino acids. The record is from RefSeq and is a predicted model, not a curated record. Lineage: Eukaryota; Metazoa; Chordata; Actinopteri; Sciaenidae. Gene Ontology annotation, cellular component: photoreceptor connecting cilium.